AUACAAGGAAAUAAAAUAAAAAUAAAAAAGGAAAAAAGAAUCAGAAAUCAGAGGAGGAAAAAGAGAAGACUUGUUACAGUGAGACACCAUUACCAUCUUUCUUUUUUCCCCCAAUUCCACCUUCUACCCCUUUUUUUUUUCCUUUGAAUGAAACCCUGUUUUGCAGAGUUGGAAUCUUUCGUUCUAAUCCCUAAUUUUAAUUCUGCUUCGGAUUUGUAUUGUUUCGGAGGAUUCAGCCUGUAAUAAAACGUGUGUAGUGCAGUAUCAAUUUUGAUUUUGGGGCUGCCGGAAUUGAGUGAUUGUUGGUGCGUGAGCUUUGCGAUUUCUGGGUUUGAUUCGUGAUUUGUGUUCUUCUUCUUCAGCCCAGGUUUUGUGGGUUGAUCUGAGGAAAAAAUGAUGGUGAGUUACAGUGGAAAAGAUGCUCAAUCCGUUGUCGAUCGUAACAACGUAUCUUCUGUAUCAGAUUCACGUUUCGAUCCGCCAGAAUAUUCUUUCAGUUCUGGGGCGGACAAGUACGCUUUGGAUUACGAGUUUUGGACUGAGGAGCCAGAUAGUGUCGACGAAAGACGUGACAAAUUUUUAAAAUGGAUGGGUUUGACUUCUAAUUGGCAUGAAGAGGAUGAAUCGUCUCGUGAAGAUUUGAAAAGGGACGAUGUUGAUCAACUGAGGGUUCUCGAAGAGGACCCGCUCGCAAAUUUUGAUUCAGAAGAAUCCGAAUUCUUCUCAACUUGUUCUUUCCAAUCUUUUCGGUCGUACGAGUCCACAAACUUUCUAGAAGAUUGCUCUAAAUUCGAUGAGAAUCUGAUGUGGAAAAUCAAGAAUCUCGACAACGGAACAGAGUACGAACUAGCCGAGGAGGGAUGUUGUACCAUGUUGCACGAAUUGGGUUCGAAUAAAAUGAUUUCACUCGACGAGUUUCACAAGACACUUGGCUCAUCCUCAUUGGUCCAGCACCUAUUGAGAAAAGACUGUAAAGGGUUCAACAUAGUAAAUCCAAAGAAGACAAAAACCAAUUGGCUCCACAGAUUUCCCCCCGUGUCCCAUAUUAUCGAUAGGACAAAGGGUUUGCUUCGUAAGACCGAAAUUUACCCCAAAACGGGGCCCACUAACCAAAGAAUUCGUGUCAACGUUUAUAAAAAACACACAAAAGAGCUUUCGUCGGUCUACACUGGGCAAGAGUUUCACGCGCACGAGGGUUCGAUUUUGACUAUGAAGUUCAGUCACGAUGGUCUUUACCUUGCUAGUGCGGGUGUGGAUGGUGUAGUGCGUGUGUGGAAGGUUCUAGAAGAAGAGGAUGUUGUAAAUAAACUUAAUAAGCAAGACGUUCUUGAUCCUUCGUCUGUGUACUUUUCUCUGAGUCAUUCUUCCAAGUUAACUCCGCUCGAGUUUGCCAAAGAGAAAGACGAUCAUAUGAAAUUCUUGAAGAAGUCUUCGGAAUCGUCUUGUGUAAUUCUUCCGCCAAAGGCUUUUCAGUUAUCGGAGAAACCUCUACACGAGUUUCACGGGCACAGUGGGGAGGUUUUGUCUCUCGCGUGGUCCAAGAAUGGGUACUUACUAUCUUCUUCGGUUGAUAAAACGGCUCGUUUGUGGAGAGUGGGAAACGAUGGUUGUCUAGGAGUUUAUCAACAUAAUAAUUAUGUAACUUGCGUUGAGUUCAAUCCCGUGAAUGAUAAUAAUUUCAUUAGUGGUUCGAUUGAUGGAAAGUUACGCAUUUGGGAAGUUGAGGGCGGUCGAGUCAUCGAUUGGAUUGAUAUCAGAGAAAUUGUCACUGCUGUGUGUUAUUGUCCUGACGGGAAGGGAGGUAUUGUUGGCUCCAUGGAUGGCAGUUGCCGUUUUUAUGAUAUCAUAGAUAAUCGUGUCGAAUUGGGCGCUUCAGUAUGCCUCAAAGGGAAGAAAAAAUCGCCCGGCAAUCGAAUAAUCGGAUUUCAGUAUUGCCCCAGUGACGUGAGCAAAGUAAUGGUCACUUGUGCCGAUUCUCAAGUUCAAAUUCUAUGCGGCACAAAUAUCCUCUGUAAAUUCAAAGGAAAUCGAGGUACGGUAAGCCAAGUGCCAGCUGCUUUCACAUCAGACGGGGAACACAUCAUUUCAGCCACCGACGAGUCAAACGUCCGUGUGUGGAAUUACGCUUCUACCCCUCCCGACCAAAAACCAUCCCGAUUAAAAAACGUAUUCUCGCGCGAAACAUUCUUCUCGCAGAAUUCCUCAAUCGCCAUUCCGUGGUGCGGAUUGAAGAACAAGCUAGGUUCACUACCAGCAAGUAUAUUAGGAAACUCACACUUCGACGAGAAAUUGCUCCAAAAAUUCCCAGACUGUUUAACAACCAGCCUCGGCUUUUUCUUGGACGCUCUAUACAGAGGAUCCGCCACUUGGCCAGAGGAGAGACUGCCACCUGUCAAACCCUCAGUGACCAAAUCCGAGUUCAAGUUUCUCAAGAAUUCUUGGCUCAGUGCUUUCAAUUCUCCCCAUUUAUGGGGGCUCGUGGUAGUUACUGCGGGGUGGGAUGGCUGCAUUCGAACGUUUCUCAAUUACGGUUUGCCGAUAAGAUUCUGAAAACGGGUUUUUUUUUCUUUUUUUCUCUUUUUCGCGUAUAUGCCACAGCUGUAGUAUAUAUAUAUAUAGAGAGAGCAAAACAGUGUUAUUACAUAAAUUAGUAGUUUGUAUACGAAAUUAACGCAGCCACGAGUGAGCCGAGUGGUUUUAAGGUAUUUUCUUAUUACCUACAUCUACUGGACUUUUGAUUUGUUAAAGCCAGAUCAAUAUACAAAUUCUUUGAUUUGUUACACACAAAAUGUAAUUUAAUUUACUUUUUUUUUC
Molecule: messenger RNA, 2814 nt
Organism: Erythranthe guttata (spotted monkey flower)
Lineage: Eukaryota; Viridiplantae; Streptophyta; Magnoliopsida; Lamiales; Phrymaceae
Source: RefSeq, a predicted model, not a curated record